Messenger RNA from Nymphaea colorata (pocket water lily), 2505 nucleotides. Its product is annotated as cyclic dof factor 2-like. The record is from RefSeq and is a predicted model, not a curated record. Gene Ontology annotation, molecular function: DNA-binding transcription factor activity; DNA binding. The transcript has 2 exons. Gene Ontology annotation, biological process: regulation of DNA-templated transcription. NCBI's taxonomy places the organism in Eukaryota, Viridiplantae, Streptophyta, Magnoliopsida, Nymphaeales, Nymphaeaceae. The coding region runs from base 404 to 1975 and encodes 523 amino acids.
UCCUUCUUCCUUUUUGCCCCUUUUCAUCCACUUUUGCUUCCUUUUACUCCUCCUUUUCUCCCUCCUCCCCACCCCCGUUCUUUUGUUUUUGUUUUUGUUUUUGUUUUUGAUUCGUGGGAAGGAGAAGGUCGCCUUUUCAGUUCCGCCCUUUUGCCUUUUCUCUGUUUUCUGCUCGGCGCCAAAGAAGAGAGGAAGAAAAAGGAGGAGGAGGAGGAGGAGGCGCUAGAGAAGCAAGCACAGGGAAGACGAGAGGAGACGACGGCGAACGACAUCGCCGGAUAUGCGCCCUGACGAGAAACGGCUGCAACGACGAACUACUCUGCACCUCCUCGUGCUGAGGCGUGAUCCCCACCGUUGCCCAGCUUCGAUCGACGCGUCAGAAUUGGGGGAAGGAUAAGGGGAUAUGUCUUCUGAUAGCAGCAGGGAUCCGGCCAUCAAGCUUUUCGGAAAGACCAUCCCGGUGCAGGAGGCCAAGGCAGCCGAUUCCUUCACCGCCGACCACGCCUCCGACGUAGCUUCUCCCACGCCACCUCCAUCCUCCCCACCCACACACGAUGAGGAUGCUUGCAGAGAAGCUAAACUUGAUGACCCAACAGUAGCUUGCCUGGAAGAAGCGUGUAAGCCUGGUGCCUCUUCCUCUUGUUUGAAUGAUCGCAGGGAAGAAGUGAGGGCGCCAAGUGAUGCAAAUCCUGAGUGUGAUAAAGCAUCUAUCAAUUUCAAGUCAGCAAAAGCAGCCGAGGAAGAUCAUAAUGAAACUGAAUCUGGAAACGAGAAAGCGUUGAAGAAACCAGACAAGGUUCUCCCUUGUCCACGCUGCAACAGUCUAGACACCAAGUUCUGUUAUUACAACAAUUACAAUGUUAAUCAACCGAGGCACUUCUGUAAGAAUUGCCAAAGGUACUGGACAGCAGGUGGGACAAUGAGAAAUGUGCCUAUUGGUGCUGGUAGGCGCAAGAAUAAACACUCUGCAUCACAUUAUCGGCAUGUAAUGUUGUCUGAAGGCAUGGCCACUGCCAGGGUAGACACAGCAGCUGCCACUCAUCCUCAAGUUAUCUCUUGUGGUCUUUCACCACCAGCAAGGGCAUUGAAGAGCAACGGCACUGUUCUUAAGUUUGGGUCUGAAGCACCACUUUGUGAAUCCAUGACAACAGUGCUAAACUUAGGGGAGCCGGCUAUGACAGCUAAAAGGAAUGUUGAGGUGCACUCUGCUGCAUGUGGUGAAAAUGUAGAGGAGUUAUCAUGCGGCUCGGUGACAGCUCCAACUAGCAAGGCAAACGAGUUGCAAGAGAGCAUGCUUAAUAUGGAACAAGGGGGCAACUCAAGUGAUUGUAAACGUCCGACUCCACUCAUUCAAUGCUUUGCUGGUGCUUCAUGGCCAUAUCCUUGGAACCCCGGAUGGAAUGCCAUUGCUCCUGUACAAUCUGCGCAUUGCACUUCAAAAUUGUAUUGUGGUCCAGAAAACAGCAGUCCUAGUUCAAUUCAAUGGCGCCCACCUCCGAUAGUUGCUGCCCCUGCUUUCUGUGCACCUGCCGUUCCAUUUCCAUUUGUUCCAGCAUCAUAUUGGGGCUGUAUGCCUGGCUGGGCUGGUGGAGCAUGGAGUAUGCCAUGGAUGGGUUCUGCUCUUUGUUUAUCAACUACUUCAUCUACCAGUAACAGCAGCUGUUCAGAAAGUAGUUCUCCAACCCUAGGGAAGCAUUCUAGGGAUAGAAACCUGCAGACUGAAGACAAGCCGGAGAGGUGUCUAUGGGUACCGAAGACGCUCAGAAUUGAUGAUCCAGAUGAGGCUGCUAAAAGCUCUAUUUGGGCUACCCUAGGUAUCAAACAUGAAUGCGGUGAAGGUGCUACAAAGGGUGGACUUGUGAAAGCGUUUCAACUCAAAACGGAAACCAAGGAGAACACCCCGGAUGAUUCACCAGUCUUGCACGCUAAUCCUGCUGCAUUAUCCCGGUCACAAACAUUUCAGGAGAGCACCUAAUCCAUUAGCAUCUUCAGUUCUGUUUCAUGAAAAAGAUUGCUUCCAUCCAUAAAGGAUUCUGCUGCUUCAUGGAUUUACCAGCGAAUUUGUGAUGCGCUCUCUCAUCGGGAUAGCAGUUUCUUGUCCGCCAGUGGAGGUGUGUGGUUUGGAACUUGAUGGAGGUCUAGCACUGGAGGGUUUAAACGCACUAUAGCUGCCAAGUGACCUGACAGGGCAGCUUUUAAAGUUGACCACCGAACGGUGGUGUUCUGUACAUAGUAGAGGAGCAUUCUGGCUGUGUGUGAGGGCUGGGCGGGUGAGAAGUUUUUUGCGGGAAAAAGAGAGCGAUGCUAUUGCUGUUAGCUCAAGUUCUGAUAAAGGUGUUUUGCAUGUAAAUGGUCUGAAACCGUGUACUACUCUGACCGCUGAUAUCAGUAAGUGGGACACGCGACUUGAUCUUUUGGUAUCUUAUGUAUGUUGGUCUCCAUAAAGGAAUACUUGUUCCUAAUUGUGUCUAGAACUUAAUCACUGAAGAAAUGUCUGUUUGCUUA